Messenger RNA from Pristis pectinata (smalltooth sawfish), 1769 nucleotides. RefSeq names its product isoamyl acetate hydrolyzing esterase 1 (putative) (gene iah1). The transcript is spliced from 6 exons. The record is from RefSeq and is a predicted model, not a curated record. The coding region runs from base 91 to 807 and encodes 238 amino acids. Lineage: Eukaryota; Metazoa; Chordata; Chondrichthyes; Rhinopristiformes; Pristidae. Gene Ontology annotation, molecular function: hydrolase activity, acting on ester bonds.
GGUCCGUCAGCCUGGGGCUAGCUCCCCCCCGGCUGCAGUUCGGCGCCCGCCCUGCUGACGGCGCUGCUGUUACCCGGCGGCAGCGGGUCCAUGGCAGCCGGCGGGCUGGUCUGGCCACGGGUCGUCUUGUUUGGAGACUCCAUCACUCAGGGAUCCUUUGAGAAUGGAGGGUGGGGUGCUGCAAUUGCAAACAGGCUUGCUAGGAAGUGUGAUGUGUUGAAUCGUGGUUUGUCAGGAUAUAAUACGAAAUGGGCUCUAACUGUUCUGCCAAAGAUUAUUACUCAACCUACUGACCAAGACACCAUUGCUGCUGUUGUAGUCUUUUUUGGAGCAAAUGACUCUGCUUUGAAAGAUGUCAACCCGGUGCAGCACAUUCCUUUGGCUGAAUAUGCUGAAAAUCUGAAGCAUAUAAUUCAGUACCUGAAAUCUAUAGGUAUUUGUGAAGAGAAGGUGGUCAUGAUAGCCCCGCCUCCGCUGGAUGAGUCAGCCUGGGAAAAGGCAUGCAUUGCCAAGGGUAAUAAAUUGGACAGAUGUAAUUCAGUAACCAAGGAGUACACUCAGGCCUGUGUCAAGGUAGCAACAGAAUGUGGAACUGAUGUGCUUGAUCUCUGGACUUUGAUGCAAAUUGAGAAUCAGGACUAUUCCUCCUACCUUUUGGAUGGACUACAUUUAUCAGAGAAAGGGAGCAGGUUUCUUGAAACACAUUUGUGGCCCCUGUUGGAAAAGAGAACAGCAAGUCUGCCAAUGAUCUUCCCAUACUGGAGGGAUAUAGAUCACCUAAACUGCCAAGCCAGCCUAUUGCUAUAAAUUCAACAAUGCAAGGUCCACAUAUUCUUUUGCAUUAAUCCAAUGAUUUGUACAGGGCUAGUGGUUAGCCAAUAGGACAUAGACCUGAUUUUAUUUAUACAUUGCCUUACCAUUAGUAUGCAGCCACACAAGGUCAUUCUUAGGAUUAAUAUUCUGUUGAACUUGAAUUACAGAACAUAAUAUGCAUUGGGAAAAUAAUACACAUUGAGAGAGAAAUGUCAUUUAGACAAUUGAUGCAUUUUUGAGAUCCCAGCCAAAUGAAUUCUACCCUCUAAAUCCAGCAUUUUCAUAUGAUAGACUUCACAGAUUUUUUUAAAUCUAUAUCACAUGAACAUUCCUUCCCCCCACCCCACAAGGAAGGUGAUGUAAUCUGUAACUGGGGUGGGUGGCCUGUGUCUUCAGACGUACAACAAAUGCUCCACCAACUACACAGUUGUCAGGCCACCCAAACAGCAAAGAAAUAAAAACAGCUUCUGGAGGACCUUGAGAACAUUGCAUUUUUUCUACUAGAAAGACCCAAGAACCAGCAUCAGUUUCUUUAUCUUAGACCACUGUGUUGGCCAAUGACUUUACUAAUAGUGCCCAGUACAGAGAACUUACUUCAGCUGUCCUCAUUGAAAAGUAUCCAUUAACAUCAGUUGUAUUUUGAGGAUUUCUGCCCUUGGCUUUAUUCCAACCAAACCCAGUUAAAAGGACAAAUGAACCAGGUCUCCAGUAGGUUGCUUUCCUGAUCAUUUUAAAAACUUUCUUUUAUUCUUGAAGUGUUCAUCUAAAAUACUUCUGUUACUAUUGAAAGAGGGGGGGAAGAAAUGUUAGUAAUAUGUUGAGAUCUGUAAAAUCAUCAAAAUAAACUGAUGCUAGUUUAACGAGAUCAGAAUAGUCUGCUGUGCCCAUGUUAUCUGCAUGCACUGCUUUGAACUUACAGCAAAACAAAAUCGCUGCUGCAAGUUUUUCCUUGGCUU